AUGAAACAUGUGGCCUUCGAACUCUUCCCAAACUUACUGAAGCUCACGUUAUUCCAGAAAAAAUAUAAAAAAAUGAGAGUGUCAAUUGCAGCUCAGACUAUGAGCCAACGAGUAGCAGCAACAUUAAGAUUGAUGACAGAAUAUGCUCAAGAUGGUAAACUAUCAAACGCUCAUGGGACAGCAGAAUUUCUUUUAUUUAUGAAUAUGGUGUUCGAUUCAGUCAAUGGUAGUACGGUUCUAUCAAAUGCUGGUAAGCCAUUGAGAUCUGCAGUCAAAGAUAAGUCACAUCAUGUUUCCUUCUGGUCUGAUGCAAUUAAAGUAUUAACCUCUAUGAAGUUUGUCGAUAAAGUGAAUGGUAAACAAAGGACUCCGCCAUGCAUUAAAAACUGGAUAUUAACACUCAGUGGUUUCACUUAUUUAUGGAACAAAUUGAAAAACGUACAUAAAUUUCAAUUUUUAAUUCUUCGUAAUAUUAAUCAGGACUCAAUUGAAUGUUUUUUUGGAAGUAUUCGAAGCCAUGGCGUCCGCAAUACAAACCCUACUGCUUUACAAUUUGUUUCUUCUUUUAAGACAUUGUUAAUCAACAAUUUUAGCUCUGUAAAAAAUAUAGGGGAUUGUGAAAUUGAUGAUUGUACAGUGUUAGACAAUUUAAAAUCAUUUUUAGAAGGUCCCGUAACAAAUGUAAAUGCAGAUGAUCUAUUUAAUAUACCCAUCUCAUUAGAUAUUCCUAGUUCAGUAUCAGUACUAAAAUCAAAAUUUAAUUCCUUCACAUUUGGAUAUGUAGAAGGCUAUAUUGCACGUUCAAUUUUGAAAUCCAUUAGUGGUUGUAAAUGUUGCAAGAAUGAUAUAAUUAAAAAAAACAUUAGAGAACUCUUUAAUUAA
Messenger RNA from Macrosiphum euphorbiae (potato aphid), 882 nucleotides. NCBI's taxonomy places the organism in Eukaryota, Metazoa, Arthropoda, Insecta, Hemiptera, Aphididae. The record is from the annotation of a GenBank genome assembly.